AUGGACGGCCCAACGAGAGCUCCACUGGAUCAGAUCGAGAGCAAUGCGCACCAUGUGUUGGAGUACAGGCUAGACAUCGAUUCGGAGUACCAGGGGUGGAUUCUAAUCUUCACCACCUUGACCUGCGCAUGGCUCUUCUGUCUGCCAUGCUACUGCGCGGGCAUGUCAUCGCCGGGUGCCCGGAGGAUGGCGGCCUGGAUUUCGCAGCGGCUGCCGUACUUUUACACCUUCAUGACCUUGUUCAACGCCUUGCUGAUGUACCUUGUCAUCCAGUGGCUUCCAAAUUGGACAUUUACGCAGUAUCUGGGUGUACUAGCAAAGUCUGCCGGCUGGACUUUUGGUCACGUGUUGAAAUGGGCGACAUCGCUCGCAAUGAUCAUUGCCUUCGGCGUUGUGGUUGCAUUCAAGGAGCGGAUCGCUCUCAUGCUGGGCCUUGACCACAAGCAACUCUUCAAUUGCAAGGCAAAGGAUUGCCUGAAUUGCUGGAGCACGGCCCGCUUCAGGCCCAUUGAGUUGCUGAUCUGGAAAGUGGAAGACCUGGCAUCUUCUGACCUGUUCCAUGCCAACCAUGUCUUCGUCGAGGCAUACAUGGGCUACAAUGAGACUAUGCGUACCCGCGUGCACAACAAUGCAGGCAGCGAUUGCAUCCUCAAGGAGUCUAUGCAGCUCAACUUUGAUGAGGAUGACGAGGACGAGAAGCUCUUCCUCUUCGUCCAGAAUCAGAAGGUCAUGGGUGCCCAAGAGUUGGCACGAGUGGAGGUCUCCUCAGCGUCUGUCAAGGACCUUCUGAAGGACAGUGAAAAGUUGAGGGGUCCCCAACAAGUCAUGCAGUGGGACGCCAACUACUUCCCCAAGAGCUUCCCGCUUAUCCCGCGAGGGCAGAUUUGGAUCUCCGCUGUGCCAGUCGAAGAUGAGUACCAGGGCUAUGCUGAGCUGACUGGCUGCUAA
Symbiodinium pilosum is the source of this 948-nucleotide messenger RNA. The record is from the annotation of a GenBank genome assembly. NCBI's taxonomy places the organism in Eukaryota, Dinophyceae, Suessiales, Symbiodiniaceae.